GAGUUUCUUUGUUAUCCUUAUCUCCCAUGUGACCCACACGUUAGACAACGGAACGAGGCCAAAAGCAAUCGCACAAAGAAUUCCACAUUUAUAAUUGUACCAAGUCAACCAAACGUCCCAGCCCAAGUCUUCCUUUUCAUCAACUUCUUUGAAUUUUAUGGCUACGGAGGGGAAGUCCGCUGCUCCUCUGCACCUUCAUCUUCCCUAAAACAACCUAACUUGGAUCCUGUGAUUCUCAAUUCCCCAUCACCCACCAAAUAAGAUAACUAGAUUUGGUAGCUUUCCCCAUCUCUCUCCUCUAUUCAGAUCGAGAAAGGCCCAUUUUCUGGUUCAUCAAAUGAAUUUCCAGAUCUUUUCUUCGUUUCUCUCCCUCUUCUCUAUCAUUGAACUAUUGGUUCUCAUUCGAAUUCCUCUAUGUUUAUGCCACGUCGAUGAAUUAUACAGCCAGUGCGAAAAAAAGUUCAGCUGUGGCGACACUAUCAAGGAUGUGGGUUAUCCUUUCUGGGGAGAGGGUCAAAGGCCCAUGAAAUGUGGGCUUCCAGGAUUUGAGCUCAUUUGCGAUGAGAGAAGUAAAAUCACCACCAUGCCCAUCAUGGGAGUUACAUACCGGGUCAUCGAACUGGGGUAUCCAAUUCUUAAAAUUGCAAGAGAAGACGUGUUGGAGAUGCCGGAGGGAAGUUGUCCAACAUAUCUAAACGAUUCCAUCCUUGAUUUGCAGCACUUCGAUUAUCAUCCUUAUCAUGAUGAGUACGUAAACAUUACCCUGUUGUACAACUGCCCUGCUGCAACUACUGGCGAACCCCUUAUUGAAAUUCACAAACCUUGCAAAAUCAAUGAUUCUAGUUAUACCAGCGUUUUGCCAAUACCCCAACCCCAAAGCCAUGCUCGACGUUUUCCUAAGUGCAUCGUUGGCAUCACCUUUCCAAUUCGACAGAUUGACCUUAAAGAACUGGGGGAUCUACUGGGAUUGAGUGGAGUACUGCGACGUGGGUUCGAGGUGAUGUGUAAAUUGAAGGAGGAUGAGAAGAACGCAUGUGAGGAGUGCAUGCAAUCAAAUGGGCUAUGUGGAUACGAUUACCACUCCAAUCAAACCGCUUGCGUUUGUCCCAACCCGCCCUAUUUUUCUGACACUAAAUGCGCUGCCUCAACAGAGCCCAAAGGGAAGAAGUCUACGAAGUGGCCACUGGUCAUCGGGGCUGCCGUGGGAGCUGCGGCGUUCAUACUCUGCGUGGCAUUCUUUGUUAUUUGGCGAAGAAAACAACUGGCCGCUCAAUCCAAAAGCAAGGACCUUUCCACCACUCCCCCGUCCAGCAAUGACUUCCCCAGGCGGCCUGCCCACAAUUUUCUUCAAACCCUCGGUUCUUAUCCCUACACCACGAAAUCUGACCUUGAAAACGGCAGCACGUACUUUGGCGUGCAGGUCUUCACCUACGCCGAACUGGAAGAAGCCACCGAUAAUUUCGACUCUUCUAAUGAACUUGGAGAUGGCGGCUUCGGUACCGUUUAUUAUGGCAAGCUCAAUGAUGGCCGCGAAGUCGCAGUUAAGCGCCUGUACGAGAGAAAUUUCAAACGGGUUGAGCAGUUCGUGAACGAAGUGGAGAUUCUAGCUCACUUACGGCAUCAAAACCUCGUGACGCUCUACGGGUGCACCUCCAGACGAAGCCGGGAACUCCUCCUCGUCUACGAGUACAUUUCAAAUGGAACCGUGGCCGAUCACCUCCACGGAAACAGGGCUGAAUCGGGUUUCCUUAGGUGGCCAGCUCGACUAAGUAUAGCCGUGGAGACGGCGGAUGCGCUGGCCUACCUCCAUGCGACCGACAUCAUCCACCGUGACGUCAAAACUAACAACAUUCUCCUGGACAAUAGCUUCCGCGUCAAAGUGGCGGAUUUCGGCCUCUCACGACUGUUCCCCAACGACAUGACUCACGUGUCGACAGCCCCGCAAGGAACGCCCGGCUACGUCGAUCCCGAGUACUAUCACUGCUACCAGCUCACCAACAAGAGCGAUGUUUACAGCUUUGGGGUGGUUUUGGUUGAGCUUAUCUCAUCGAAACAAGCUGUGGACACCAACCGGCACCGACAGGAGAUUAACUUGGCCAACAUGGCGAUUAGCAAAAUCCAAAACAGUUCGCUGCACGAAUUGGUUGAUCCGUGUCUUGGGUUUGAAACAGAUUACGGCGUGAGGAGGACAGUGACGCUGGUGGCGGAGUUGGCUUUUCGGUGCUUGCAGCAGGACAGGGAUCUGAGGCCUUCGAUGGUGGAAGUGGUGGAGGUUUUGAGGGGGAUUGAGAGCCAUGAGUUGAGUACGCGGAAGGGAGAGGUUGUGGACAUUGGUGGGGAUGAUGUUGGGCUUUUGAGAGGGAACAAUAUUCUCUCGUUUUCGCCGGAUUCGGUGGUGAAUGCUAAGUGGGUUAGCAGCUCUACUACACCAAAUUCUUGUUAGUGGUUAAGACUUGAGCUGUCUCUCACAUUCUGCUUAAUGUAAUAGGAAAUGGUAGGCGUAUUUUUUGUUUAUUUUUUACGCACAUAAUCAGAUGCCAUGAGAGGGUUAGAUUUUGAUGAUAUUUUGGCUUUCCUUUGGGUUUACAUAUUUUAUUGUUCAUAUAAUCAAGUUCAUCAGAAAAACUAUGGAGAGAUGAUAACUAGUAGAUGCAAAGAUUAUUUAUGGAGAAUUAAUGUACAUAAUGAAGCUACCUGCACUACACU
Malania oleifera is the source of this 2706-nucleotide messenger RNA. Its product is annotated as LEAF RUST 10 DISEASE-RESISTANCE LOCUS RECEPTOR-LIKE PROTEIN KINASE-like 1.4. The record is from RefSeq and is a predicted model, not a curated record. Gene Ontology annotation, biological process: protein phosphorylation. Lineage: Eukaryota; Viridiplantae; Streptophyta; Magnoliopsida; Santalales; Ximeniaceae. The coding region runs from base 338 to 2443 and encodes 701 amino acids. Gene Ontology annotation, molecular function: polysaccharide binding; protein kinase activity; ATP binding. The transcript has 4 exons.